AUGCGCGCUCGAACAUUUCUGAGCGAUGACGCAGGCGACCGCGAGCCUCAGGCUGAGGUGGAGGUAGAGGUGUCGCCACAGAAACACGACGGUGACGCGCUGCGUUGGACCAGAAACCACGCAGACAGACAGAAACAAGCUGCCUACGACCCGUUGUACGGUUCGCAGCAGUUUCGCGAUGGCGCAGGGGACCGCGAGCCUCAAGCUGAGGUGGAGGUAGAGAUGUCGCCACGGAAGCACGAUGGUGACGCGCUGCGUUGGACCAGAAACCACGGAGACAGACAGAAACAAGCCGCCUACGACCCGUUGUACGGUUCGCAGGCAGUUUCGAGCCCCCACGAUGGGCGAAUGGAAGGGUUUUGGUUGUGGGUGAGCUUACCUCGUUCGCACUAG
Sparassis crispa is the source of this 393-nucleotide messenger RNA. RefSeq lists its product as hypothetical. The record is from RefSeq and is a predicted model, not a curated record. The transcript has a single exon. NCBI's taxonomy places the organism in Eukaryota, Fungi, Basidiomycota, Agaricomycetes, Polyporales, Sparassidaceae. Bases 1 to 393 code for a protein of 130 amino acids.